Molecule: messenger RNA, 5577 nt
Organism: Anolis carolinensis (green anole)
Lineage: Eukaryota; Metazoa; Chordata; Lepidosauria; Squamata; Anolidae
Gene: nhlrc2
Product: NHL repeat containing 2
Exons: 11
Coding region: 30-2204 (724 amino acids)
Molecular function (GO): protein binding
Source: RefSeq, a predicted model, not a curated record
AGGCCUCUUCUCAGGGAGAGUGGCGGAAGAUGGCGGCGGCAGCUGGGUUGGGCGGCCUGUUGCCCGCGCAGAGCCAGCUGGAGUACGCGCUGGAGGAGGCCACGACGGCUCAGGAAAAAGAAAACCUGGUGUAUCAGCACCUGCAAAAGGUGGAUAGCUGGGAGCGGGAUCUCAAAGUGCCCGAGUUUGGAGCAGAUCUGCAAUGGCUGAAUACUGAAGGUUCUCUCUCUUUGUACAAAGAUCUUUGCGGGAAAGUAGUGGUAUUAGAUUUCUUCACUUAUUGCUGCAUCAAUUGCAUCCAUGUGCUGCCCGAUCUCCAUGAAUUAGAGCAGAAGUAUUCUGUAACAGAUGGUCUCUUUGUUGUUGGAGUUCAUUCAGCAAAAUUUCCAAAUGAAAAGAUUCUGGAUAACAUAAAAAGUGCUGUUCUAAGAUACAACAUCACUCACCCUGUGGUAAAUGAUGCCGAUGCAACUCUGUGGCAUGAGCUGGAAGUGUCUUGCUGGCCAACCUUGAUCAUCGUUGGGCCCCGUGGGAAUAUGCUGUUCACUGUGGUUGGUGAAGGACAGAAGGAGAAAUUGUUUCUAUUUGCAUCCAUAGCCCUAAGGUAUUACAAGGAACAAGGACAAAUCAAUGCUAACACAAUCAGAACACGACUCUACAGAGACUCUUUGCCACCUUCACCUUUGUUGUUCCCUGGGAAGGUCACAGUGGACAGCUCAGGGGACAGAUUAGUAAUAGCCGAUACUGGACAUCAUAGGAUUUUGGUGGUGAAGAAAACUGGUCAGAUUCUGUACACUGUUGGAGGACCAGAUAGUGGAAGAAAAGAUGGCACAUAUUCAGAAGCCACAUUUAAUUCACCACAGGGGGUGGCCAUAAAGAACAAUAUUAUUUAUGUAGCAGAUACAGAAAACCAUCUGAUUAGAAAGGUUGACCUGCAGUUAGAAAUGGUGAGCACUGUUGCAGGAGUUGGAAUACAAGGGACAGAUAAGGAAGGAGGAGCCAGAGGAGACGAGCAGCCUAUUAGUUCACCAUGGGAUGUUGCCUUUGGAACUUCAGUUUCAGGAACACAUGAAGAUGAUGUUCUAUGGAUUGCCAUGGCAGGUAUACACCAAAUCUGGGCACUCAUGUUGGAUUGUGGAAAACUACCCAAGGGAAGUGACCUUAAAAAGGGAACAUGUCUCCGGUUUGCUGGGAGUGGAAAUGAAGAGAACCGGAACAAUGCCUAUCCCCAUAAAGCAGCCUUUGCCCAACCGUCUGGUUUAUCUGUUGCUCCUGAAGAGCCAUGGAACUACCUUUUUGUAGCAGACAGUGAGAGCAGCACAAUACGAACAAUUUCCCUGAAAGACGGAGCUGUGAAGCACCUUGUAGGAGGAGAGAGAGACCCAAUGAAUUUAUUUGCUUUUGGUGAUAUCGAUGGAGCUGGGAUAAAUGCAAAGCUGCAGCAUCCCCUAGGAGUAGCCUGGGAUAAGAAAAGAAGCCUCCUUUAUGUUGCAGAUUCCUACAAUCAUAAGAUUAAAAUUGUAGACCCCAAAAUGAAGAAUUGUGCUACAUUGGCAGGUACAGGAGAAGCAAGCAAUACAAUUGGUUCCAGCUUCAUCUCUUCAACUUUUAAUGAACCAGGAGGCUUGUGUGUUGAAGAGGGAGGGUGUUUGCUCUAUGUUGCAGACACAAACAAUCAUCAAAUUAAAGUGCUAGAUUUAGAAACCAAAACUAUUUCACUGCUGCCUCUUCUAAAUUUUGACACAGUGGAUACUGUAACCGAUCAGAGUAUGCAAAAGCCAGAUAUGGCAAAACCACCAAAGCUGCCUAAAUCUGCCCCAAAUCUUCAGUUGCCAUCACUGACUGUCAGUCCUGGCCAAGCACUUCAGUUUGCAUUGAAGCUAAGCCUCCCUUCAAAUACCAAAUUGACUGAAGAAAUGCCCAGUGCAUGGUUCCUCACAGCAGAAGGUAGCGAGUGGCUGAUUCAUGAACAGAAGGCGUUGGGGGAAAUCGAGGACAUUUCCAAACAGCCUGUGAUCCCAUUUCAGAUACCCAUGAUCUGCCUCUCAUCUGAAGUCGUACUGUCCAUUAAAGUGUGCCUUUAUUAUUGUAGCAAGGACAGUAAUGCCUGCAUGAUGAAAGGAAUCUCCUUCACUCAGCCUUUCCACAUAGCGACUGCACACCAAGGAAGCACAACUCUAAUUGAGCUCUUAUAUGCAUUUUGACUGAACUGAAGAAAUAGGAUAAAUUCACUUUCUUAAUUAUUAUUGUCCAAUAUUCUUUUCUCUCCAGAAGACAUUUGACAAUUUCUUGUAUUUCCUUCACUUUUGGUCUUCCAACAGAGUGCGAUUAAUUUUGUUAUAUAUUCCAUUUUCAAGUUCCUCUUGAAAGCCUACCAGAGAUCUCUGCAAACAACUUUGCAGAUGAGAUAGAAAUGACUGUUACAUCAUUAAAAAUGUAACAAAAUUGUAUUCCUUUAUUACUUUAUUAUAUAAGCAAUAAACAAGUUCAGGUAACUGCAAGAAUAAGGGGAAAUUCCUAUCUUGAAAGGUCAUUCAUAAUGCUGUAUAAUUUGAUCAAACUUUUGCCUUGACAGAAUACUGUAUAUGUCUUUUUUCAGAAAUAUGAAAUGGCAGUUUAAAUGUAUUUUUCUGUUUGGCUUUGUCAUCUAAUAAGAUGUAUUUAAAAAACCUAUGUCAUCUGAAAUGAUCUUGAAAAACAUUAGUAGUAUUUAUUAUAUAAUUAAUAUAUAUAUAUAUGCCUUAUAUUUCUAGGUGAACAUUUAUAACUACAGUAUUAGUAAUAAUGAUUGCAAACCUUGCUGCUUUAUGAAGUAGAAUGUAAAUCUAGAGAUCAUUGCCUUUCUCUAUUUUUUUUCAUCCUAUGGGUAUUACUCAGUUUUUUCCCAUAACUGCCAUGUCUCUUCACCUAUAAUGGUGAAGCUUCAGGAUUUAAUAGCUUCGGGCUGAAGUUACUAUGUCUUGAUACUAAGAGUUCUUGUUUAAAUUUUUGGCAGAGCUGUUAAAACCAAGAGGUCAUUAGGUAUGGUUUGCAUCUAUCCCACACAAUAUUAAAGUCCAUUGAUUUAUUUUCAUUAGCUUCAUAAUGCUUUACAAAGAUUCAUAGUACUAUGUAAAUAAUAAUUUUUAAAAAAUGUUAUUUAUAUCCCGCCACCAUCUCCCAGAAGGCACUCGAGGCGGCUAUGUAUAAGUAUUUGUUACUUUGAAGGUCUUUGGCACUACCAUCAUAGCACAUGAUUUGUGUCAAAUGCCUUACUUUUCCAUGCAAAAGCAAAGUUAAUCUAUAGUGUUGCUGAAGAAUUGUCAAGUGCUUUUUUCUUUGAAGGGGGAACCAUAUGGUGCAAUUAUGGCUUUCCUUUCCUCUUCAAAAUCACUUGUCAGCAUAAAUGAAAGUUGAAAGGUUACUUGAAUACCAAAAAUAGCACUAUUCCUUCCAGUACUGUGUAGAAUUAGAAAAUUUCUACAGCCUUCUGGCCUUUUGUUCAAGCCAGGUUUUUCAACUCUUUUAAGUAAAUUUGUGCAUGUGAAAAAUAAUAGACAUGAAAUUUUCUCUGCUACUUUGAAAGCAUUUUUAAACUGGGUUAAGUAUUGUCGACAGAAAAGUGCUGUGUUCCAGUGCAGCAAGAUUAAUGCAAGUGAUUGUAACCCCUUGCCCUUUAUACUUUUCCAAAUAUUAAAACAGUAAGAGACAUUCUCUUUCCCACUGUUCUUUUUGAUUCUGUCUUGGCUAAAAUUCAGGAAUUGCUUCACACAUUUUCAAUUAUCGGGUUUUGAAAAAAAUCAUUGUUUUGUACAAACCUCUGUUCUCCACUUUCUCCCAUACAACUAGACAUAACAUUCAAAGUGUACGUUUAACCCAGUGGCUCCCAACCUGUGGUACAUGGACCAUCAGUGGUCCACAAGAACUAAAAUAUGGUCCAUGGUCUGACUGUUACUACACCGUUGCAAUAAGAGCGACUGGUCUCACGAAACCCUCUUAUUAGUGCUGAAACUUAUUUAAUAUGGUUUUAUGUGGAUGAGUAGAUGGCAACUACAGGUUGGCAUAUGUUCUGUAUCAGAAACUACAGCUGAUGUGGUCUUUCCAGUGCAAUUUUCUGAAUCAGCAUCCUAAAUAACCAAACCAAAUCUAAAGUUGACUAAAAACUGACCCUUUUGGUACUAAUGUUGGAGAGUGGUCCCUGGUCAAGUGGUUCUUGGUCAAAAAAAGGUUAGGAACCACUGGUUUAACCACUGCUGUACAUUCAGAAAUAUACAAAAAUCAAUGUCUAUUAGAAGAACUGGGAGUCCAAUUAAUAUGUUAACAGGAUUGAAAAUCUAGGCUUGUUGAGUUGAAAUUAUAUAUACAUCUUAUGAGAUUUUUAAAACUGAAACUAUUUUAAAGUUUUCAUAGCAGCUUGUUAUGUCUCCAAACAUAACAAGUUGGUCUGAAUUGGUUUGAAGUUUUUAAUCUCAUAAACUUGAUCAAGCCAGAGCUUCAUGAUUAUGAGUUUUGGGGGCCAUGUCACAAAACACAGUCUUGAUGCUAUUUUUUUUAAACCAUAUUGAUCUGGAGUAAGUUUAUAAAAAUAACAAGAUUUCUAAUGGGCCAUGUUUGUCCUGUAUUUUUAUUAAUAAAAUAUACAAAUUAUUUUAGUGUAAAGUCAGUAGAGGUUAUCGAUAAUUUAUAACAGCAGUCGUAAUCUAUAAAAAUACCAAUUAUUGUAUCCUCUUGUUUAAGCUUCUAUUUAUUGUUUUGGAUUGGAAAAGUACAGAACUGUAUUUCAAUAGUACAAAAGAUGUCAGAGUAAAAACAUAUUUAUCAUGAUUUCUUUGAAAAUAAUUUCAAAAACGGGCUUUAGAGCUUGCUUCUUUGAACAAACCAUAAUUACAAUUUGUGACAAUUUAAUAUCCAGAUGACACACUAAAUCAGAGUUUCCCAACAUUUCAUGUUGGUGACACACUUUUUAGACAUGCAUCAUUUUGUUGCACAGUAACUCAGUUUUACUAGCAAAGCAGAAAUUAAGAGAUACGGACAUAUACAUAAAUUAUAGUAAUGAAAUGUAUGCAGACACAACAUAGCUCAUGAAAACCUUUCAUUUAUAUUUUUUAAAUAUAUUAUUUGUAAGAUAAUAACAUUUCUAAGAUUUUUGUAAUUUCUCUUUAUGUUCACACAACACACCUAUACACCGCAACUGACACACUAACACAGUGGUUCUCAAUCUGUGGAUCCCCAGGUGUUUUGGCCUACAAUUCCCAGAAAUCCCAUCUAGUUUAUCAGCUGUUAGGAUUUCUAGGAGUUGAAGGCCAAAACAUUUGGGGACCCACGGUUGAGAACCACUGCACCAACGUGUUGUGACACACAGUUUGGAAAUCUUUGCACUAAACUGAGAGUUUAUUGAAAUCAGAAGCAAAAGCUUCACUCUCACAGAUCUGUUACAGGAGAACUGGGAAGGAUGAAUAUGUAAGAUUAAGGUUUAUUGCUGUGCUGUCAUGUUAAACAGUGUUUAAUGAUCAAAUAUGAGCAGUAAACAACUGGGUAGAUUGAUUUUUAUAAAAAAAUGCAGCUGUCAUUUGAAAUAAAAUAAUUUUGUACAUUAAA